UCCCUGGCCUGUUUCGGGCACUCUACAGGUGUUGCCCACCGACUUGAGAGCUGCAGCUGUGCCAUGUCCGUUCCGAUGCAGUGUGAGCAGGGGGCAGGUGGGGACGAGGCCAGGCAGCAGGUCAUCACCCCGUGCCGGAAGCUCAUCUUGUGUGCUGACAGCAGGAAGGAGAUGGAAGAUUGGAUGGCGGUCCUGAAGACGGUGCAGAGCAGGGAGCACUUUGAGCCCACCCAGUACAGCAUGGACCACUUCUCAGGGACCCACAACUGGUACGCCUGCUCCCACGCCAGACCGACCUACUGCAACGUGUGCCGAGAGGCAUUGUCCGGGGUCACCUCCCACGGGCUGUCCUGCGAGGUGUGCAAGUUUAAGGCCCACAAGCGCUGCGCCGUGCGUGCCACCAACAACUGCAAGUGGACCACACUGGCGUCCAUCGGGAAGGACAUCAUUGAGGAUGAAGACGGGAUCGCCAUGCCGCACCAGUGGCUGGAGGGGAACCUGCCGGUGAGCGCCAAGUGCACUGUGUGCGACAAGACAUGCGGCAGCGUGCUGCGCCUGCAGGACUGGCGCUGUCUCUGGUGCAAGGCCAUGGUGCACACGGCGUGCAAGGACUCCCUGCUGACCAAGUGCCCGCUAGGCCUGUGCAAAGUGUCGGUCAUCCCACCCACGGCCCUCAACAGCAUCGACUCGGACGGCUUCUGGAAGGCCACCUGCCCCCCGUCUUGCACGAGCCCCUUGCUGGUCUUUGUCAACUCAAAGAGCGGUGACAACCAGGGGGUGAAGUUCCUCAGGCGAUUCAAGCAGCUGCUGAACCCUGCCCAGGUCUUCGACCUCAUGAAUGGCGGGCCACACCUCGGCUUGCGCUUAUUUCAGAAAUUCGACACGUUCCGGAUCCUGGUGUGUGGCGGGGACGGCAGUGUGGGCUGGGUCCUGUCGGAAAUCGACAGCCUCAAUCUUCACAAGCAGUGCCAGCUGGGUGUGCUGCCCCUGGGGACCGGGAAUGACCUGGCACGAGUGUUGGGCUGGGGCUCGGCCUGUGAUGAUGACACACAGCUGCCCCAGAUCCUGGAGAAACUGGAGCGCGCCAGCACCAAGAUGCUGGACAGGUGGAGCAUCAUGGCGUAUGAGACCAAGCUCCCUCGGCAGGCCUCCUCAUCCACCGUCACCGAGGACUUCAGCGAGGACUCUGAGGUGCAGCAGAUCCUUGUCUAUGAAGACUCGGUCGCCGCCCACCUGUCUAAAAUCCUGACCUCUGACCAGCACUCGGUGGUGAUCUCCUCCGCUAAAGUGCUCUGUGAGACGGUGAAGGACUUCGUGGCGCGUGUGGGGAAGGCCUACGAGAAAACGACUGAGAGCUCGGAGGAGUCGGAGGUCAUGGCCAAGAAGUGCUCUGUCUUGAAGGAGAAGCUGGACUCUCUCCUCAAGACCUUGGACGACGAGUCCCAGGCCUCGACCUCUCUGUCCAACCCGCCGCCCACCAUCGCCGAGGAGGGGGAAGACGGGGAUGGGCCCGGCAGCAUCUGCAGCUCCUCAGGGGACCGCUCCAUGGCCCCGGUCUGCCCCGCCCGGCCGCAGAUCUUCCGGCCCAGGGAGCAGCUCAUGCUCAGGGCCAACAGCCUGAAGAAAGCCAUCCGGCAGAUCAUCGAGCACACGGAGAAAGCUGUCGACGAGCAGAACGCACAGACCCAGGAGCAGCAAGGCUUCAUCUCAGGGCUCCCCAUGUCUGAGGAAAAGAAGCACCCCGGGACAGACGAGAGGGUGGGCCCAUCGCCGCCGCCUCCCAGCGAGAGCUGCGGGCUCUCCAAAGGCAAGAGCCACCGCAAAGUGUCCAGAUCCCCGUGUGAGAAGCUGAUAAGUAAGGGAAGCCUGUCCCUGGGCAGCUCAGCAUCUCUCCCUCCCCAGGCGGGAAGCCGGGACACCCUGCCAGCGCUGAACACGAAGAUUCUGUACCCACAUGUCCGGGCCGGCAUGUCGGGGUCCUUGCCAGGGGCUUCCGUCAUCAGCCGUCUGCUCAUUAACGCCGACCCCUUUCAUUCAGAGCCGGACAGCCUAGAGUGCUACACUGAGAAGUGUGUCAUGAACAACUACUUCGGCAUCGGCCUGGAUGCCAAGAUCUCCCUGGACUUCAACAACAAGCGUGACGAGCACCCCGAGAAGUGCAGGAGUCGGACCAAGAACAUGAUGUGGUACGGGGUCCUGGGCACCAAAGAGCUGCUGCACCGCACCUAUAGGAACCUGGAGCAGAAGGUCCUGCUGGAGUGCGAUGGGCGCCCGAUCCCGCUGCCCAGUCUCCAGGGGAUUGCUGUCCUCAAUAUUCCCAGCUAUGCCGGAGGGACCAACUUCUGGGGGGGCACCAAGGAAGAUGACACCUUCGCCGCCCCCUCCUUCGACGACAAGAUCCUGGAGGUGGUGGCUGUGUUCGGCAGUAUGCAGAUGGCGGUGUCACGGGUGAUUAAGCUGCAGCAUCACCGGAUCGCCCAGUGCCGCACGGUGAAGAUCUCCAUCCUGGGUGAGGAGGGCGUCCCCGUGCAGGUGGACGGGGAGGCCUGGGUCCAGCCUCCGGGCUAUAUCCGCAUCGUCCACAGGAACCGGGCACAGACCCUCACCAGGGACAGGGCCUUUGAGAGCACCCUGAAGUCUUGGGAGGACAAGCAAAAGUGUGAGCUGCCGCGGCCCCCCUCUUUCUCACUGCACCCCGAGGUCCUGUCUGAGGAGGAGGCCACCCAGAUGAGCCAGUUUGGCCAGGCAGCGGGAGCCCUCAUCCAUAGCAUCCGGGACAUCGCGCAGUCCUACCAGGACAUGGAGCAGGAGCUGGCCCACGCGGUCAAUGCCAGUGCCAAGGCCAUGGACCGUGUCUACGGCAGACCCCGAGCCACAGAGGGGCUGAACUGCAGCUCCGUCCUGGAGAUGGUGAGCUCCGUGAAGGCGCUGCGCAGUGAGACGGAGCUGCUGCUGGCCGGGAAGGUGGCCUUGCAGCUGGAUGCCCCUCAGAAGGAGCGCUUGGCGGCAGCUCUGGCCGAGAUGGACCUGCAGCUCACGAAACUGGCCGACACGCCCUGGCUCUGCCCGUCCCCAGCGCCCGGGGAGGAAGAGAGCCUGAUGCUGGAUCCGUCCAAGCGCAGCCGCAGUGGCAAGUUCCGCCUGGUGACCAAGUUCAAGAAGGAGAAGAACAACAAGAACAAGGCGGCUCGCAGCAGCUUGGGAGCCCCCGUGCACCUCUGGGGGACAGAGGAGGUGGCCGCCUGGCUGGAGCACCUCAGUCUCUGUGAGUACAAGGACAUCUUCACACGGCACGACAUCCGGGGCUCCGAGCUCCUGCACCUGGAGCGCAGGGACCUCAAGGACCUGGGCGUGACCAAGGUGGGCCACGUGAAGCGGAUCCUGUGUGGCAUCAAGGAGCUGAGCCGGGGCGCCGAGGCCUAGGGGCCACGCUGGCAGCCUGUGUGCUGCGUGUCCGUGACUGACGCUGUCACCAUGGUGCUACUGCCCCCGGCCAUGCCACAGGGCUGACCCCAACCAAGGCCACCGGCUGCAUGCCCGGCACCCAUGAACGAUGUCCCUGAUUGCUAACUGCUCCUGGAAUGAAGAGAACCCCCACUCCUGAGGUCUGCUGGUGACCGUGUAACCCCCCACCCCCCAUCUGCCGGUGGCUCUGUCCCUAGUCCCCUCACCCCGAGGUUUUCUGGGGGCAGUGUCUCCCCGCCCUCACCUGCGUUUCUGUGCAGAAGGUCCUGGGGUGCUGGCUGCUGGUGGCCAGGGGGUUCUAGUCGCCGACCCUGGCCGACCUUGGUGACAGCCAUGCAGAUGCCGAGCACCCCCUCAGAAACCUGGACAACCAGACCAGGCCAGGGGCCACAGGCUGGACUGGGCUGACGUGGGGGCAGGAGGGGCUAAGGCCACAGGUCCCGGUCACUGUUUCUCGCCUUUGCUGAGGGUGGUCACUGCCAGGGGCUCAGGGUUCAUCCUGGAAAGGAGCUUCCCUUCAGCAGAGCCCUGGCCUGGGUCACCCCACUUUGCAGAGGGGCGGGGUGAGGGUGCAGGUGGUAACAGUAGGCAGUGUUUCUGUGGACCCCCCAGGACACCCUUCCAUCAGGGCUUGCAGGGUGGAAGGGGCACCCAUGAUGGCUCCCCUCCCCAGGGCUGGGCUCUGGGUGAGGUGGACCCAUCCCCUCCUUGCUCGGACUGGAAGGACUGAGUGGUGGCUGUACCCUCCCCCCCCUGCCCUGGCUGGUAAGGGGGGUGGGGUGGGACAGCUGCAUGCCAUCUUUCUACUCUGGGCACCCUGUUCCCGUCACCACAAUGAUUGUAGUUGGAGGGGGUUUGAGGAGAAAUUCCCAGUUUCCCCAGAACUACUCCCCGACUCAGUUCCUUUUUAGGAUAACAGAGGAGGUAAUGGUACCAGCCAGAGGGUGGGGUGGGGGGGCUGCUGCUCCUGGGGUCCUCCGCCCUUGAGCAGGCCGCUGUGUGUGAGGGUAAGUCCCAGAUGGCCUCCUCUGGGGGGAAGCCAUGGCUGGAGCCCAGGGCGUCAUCAGAACUCGGCCUGUGUCAUCAGUAUGGAAACCUGCCCCAGUUCCCGUCAGUCAGAAUGAGGAGACGUCUGGGUGGUGGGAACCUGCCUGCCCGAGGGCACCUCUGCUGUAGGGCCCAGCACGGGUGGGUGAACCAUGGUGCCCCAGGCUGGGACCUGCCCAUCGUAUUUAUAAUCCUAAUUUAUACCGCGAUCCCGUGGAAGAGAUGCCACUUGUAGAUUAUGUACAUAGCCGACCUCUGAUCGCUGUACAUACAUCUUCUGUGAAUAAAGAAAACAGUCAGAGUCA
Echinops telfairi (small Madagascar hedgehog) is the source of this 4817-nucleotide messenger RNA. RefSeq names its product diacylglycerol kinase delta (gene DGKD). NCBI's taxonomy places the organism in Eukaryota, Metazoa, Chordata, Mammalia, Afrosoricida, Tenrecidae. Gene Ontology annotation, biological process: intracellular signal transduction; diacylglycerol metabolic process; lipid phosphorylation. Gene Ontology annotation, molecular function: ATP-dependent diacylglycerol kinase activity; protein homodimerization activity; protein heterodimerization activity. The record is from RefSeq and is a predicted model, not a curated record. The coding region runs from base 64 to 3423 and encodes 1119 amino acids. The transcript is spliced from 28 exons.